This is a messenger RNA of Peromyscus leucopus (white-footed mouse), 2904 nucleotides long. RefSeq names its product kelch repeat and BTB domain-containing protein 2-like. Gene Ontology annotation, molecular function: protein binding. NCBI's taxonomy places the organism in Eukaryota, Metazoa, Chordata, Mammalia, Rodentia, Cricetidae. The record is from RefSeq and is a predicted model, not a curated record.
CGAGUGCAGCCUGGCGGAGCGGCGCGUUCUGCAGAAAACUUACUGAACAUAAGAUGUUGCAACAAAAUCUACCUCCUGAAUUUUUCCCUUUUAUUCAUGAGCUGCAUAGUUGCAGAUUUGAGCAGGAUGUCUGGAGAACCUGUUGAAAAACUCUAGCACAGGAUGACCUAGCAAAGACUGUACGCCUGUAACAAGAUACUCCACGAUUGUGUCAGUUCUGGUUCUGAAUGCUACAGAUAACAGCAAGUGGACUCCUUUAUUUCUGAAGUAUUCAUUUGACCUUCCAUCAAGACGGACUUUUCUAAUCUGUUCUGCGAGAUAUUAAUGGAAUACAGUCAUGUCCACUCAAGAGGAAAGGCAGAUCAAUACCGAAUAUGCUGUGUCCUUAUUGGAACAGUUGAAAUUGUUUUACGAACAGCAGUUGUUUACUGACAUAGUGUUAAUUGUUGAGGGCACUGAAUUCCCUUGUCAUAAGAUGAUUCUUGCAACAUGUAGCUCCUAUUUCAGGGCCAUGUUCAUGAGUGGACUAAGUGAAAGCAAGCAGACACAUGUACACCUGAGGAACGUGGAUGCUGCCGCCUUGCAGAUGAUAAUAACCUAUGCAUACACGGGGAACUUGGCGGUCAAUGACAGCACUGUAGAGCAGCUCUAUGAAACAGCUUGCUUCCUACAGGUAGAAGAUGUGUUACAGCGUUGUCGAGAAUAUUUAAUUAAAAAAAUUAAUGCAGAGAACUGUGUUCGGUUGCUGAGUUUUGCUGAUCUCUUCAGUUGUGAAGAAUUAAGGCAAAGCGCUAAAAGAAUGGUGGAGCACAAGUUCACCGCUGUGUACCACCAGGAAGCAUUCAGGCAACUGUCCCAUGAUCUACUGGUUGACAUUCUCAGUAGUGACAACUUAAAUGUAGAAAAGGAAGAAACAGUUCGCGAAGCUGCAAUGCUGUGGCUAGAGUAUAACACAGAGUCACGAUCCCAGUAUUUGUCUUCGGUUCUUAGCCAAAUCAGAAUUGAUGCACUUUCAGAAGUCACACAGAGAGCUUGGUUCCAAGGUCUCCCACCCAACGAUAAGUCUGUUGUGGUUCAAGGUCUUUAUAAGUCCAUGCCCAAGUUUUUCAAACCAAGGCUUGGGAUGACAAAGGAGGAGAUGCUGAUUUUCAUCGAAGCAUCAUCAGAAAACCCUUGUAGUCUUUACUCUUCUGUCUGUUAUAGCCCCCAGGCAGAAAAGGUUUACAAGUUAUGUAGCCCGCCAGCUGAUUUGCAUAAGGUUGGGACAGUUGUAACCCCUGAUAAUGAUAUUUACAUAGCAGGGGGCCAAGUGCCCCUGAAAAACACAAAAUCAAAUCACAGUAAGACAAGCAAACUGCAGACCGCCUUCAGAACUGUGAAUUGCUUUUACUGGUUUGAUGCACAACAAAAUACCUGGUUUCCAAAGACGCCAAUGCUCUUCGUCCAUGUGAAGCCAUCUUUGGUUUGCUGUGAAGGCUACAUCUAUGCAAUUGGAGGAGACAGUGUUGGUGGAGAACUUAAUCGGAGGACUGUAGAGAGAUAUGACACGGAGAAGGAUGAGUGGACAAUGGUGAGCCCUCUACCUUGUGCUUGGCAGUGGAGUGCGGCCGUUGUGGUUCAUGACUGCAUUUAUGUGAUGACAUUAAACCUCAUGUACUGUUACUUUCCGAGAUCUGACUCAUGGGUAGAAAUGGCCAUGAGGCAGACUAGCAGAUCUUUUGCUUCAGCUGCAGCUUUUGGCCAUAAAAUUUUCUAUAUUGGAGGGUUGCAUAUUGCUACCAAUACUGGCAUAAGACUUCCCUCUGACACUGUAGAUGGGUCUUCAGUAAUUGUGGAAAUUUAUGAUGUGAAUAAAAAUGAAUGGAAAAUGGCAGCCAACAUUCCCGCUAAAAGGUACUCUGAUCCCUGUGUUAGAGCUGUUGUGAUCUCAAAUUCUCUCUGUGUGUUUAUGCGAGAAACCCACUUAAAUGAACGCGCUAAAUACGUCACCUACCAGUAUGAUUUGGAACUUGAUCGGUGGUCUCUGCGGCAGCACAUAUCUGAACAUGUGCUGUGGGACCUGGGGAGAGACUUUCGAUGCACUGUGGGGAAACUUUAUCCAUCUUGUCUUGAAGAAUCUCCAUGGAAGCCACCAACUUACCUUUUUUCACCAGAUGGAACAGAGGAGUUUGAACUGAAUGGAGAAAUGGUUGCCCUUCCCCCUGUAUAGGGGGGUGAGGGAGUGCACGUGCAGGACUUGUGAUAUCCUUUGUUACACCAGAGGAUACAAAAGGACUGAGUAUGAGUACAUAAACAAAUCUAUCUUUGAUACAUUUUAUUUUUAUGGCCUACUUAAUAUUUGCAUCAGUAUAAUAUAUAUCAGUGUGUCAGACAGAAAGAUAUGCUUCUGUAAUAUGAAAUAGGUUAUUUGAUAAUUGAGAAACUUUUAUGUGUGUCAUGUGAACAUAAGAGUCUGGAUUAUCUAACAUUGUUAGCCCUGUGUAUGUACAGUCCAGAAGUUCACUUUUAAAAGUUACUUCCUAUUCCUAGUGUGGUAUACCAAAAUUGUGCUGAGAUUAUUUUAGUGUAUGUAUUGAAUUCCCGUACUUCUAAAGUCCUGGAAUAUAGUUUUUCUAGCAUAAUUCAGCUGCACUUAACACUAAUGUUCAUGUCAGUAUAGAAAUGUCUUUGAAAUCCUAUACUGUUGUUGAGGAAGAUCUCCUAUGUGUCUCCGGUGUUACACAGGGAAAGCUGUGACUGCAGGAUCAGUCUCACUAUCUACUAGGUGCAUGUCUUCCCUUCCCACUGACUUCCACUUGUCUAUCUAGAAUACAGGUUGUCCAGUCAGCUGGUCACUUACCAGGUGUGGACUUAAGUUGCUGGGCUUGCAAAUGAAUUGCUAGUCCCUCAUUGUGCGGGUCUGUG